This is a messenger RNA of Tetrahymena thermophila SB210, 2733 nucleotides long. RefSeq lists its product as hypothetical. The transcript has a single exon. The record is from RefSeq and is a predicted model, not a curated record. NCBI's taxonomy places the organism in Eukaryota, Ciliophora, Oligohymenophorea, Hymenostomatida, Tetrahymenidae.
AUGUAUAAUAAAGAUUAGUAUCAGAAGUUAGAAUCCAACUAAACUAACACACAAAAGGCUAAUUAGAACGAAAUCAGCUCAGAGUUAGCCAGAGUCUGUAAGGAAAUGGAUUUCUACUCUGAGCAGCUAUAAGUUUACAUAAACAAGCACUAAAACACUGAUGACAUGAAGAUUCUUAAUAACAUGGAUGAAAAGAUUCGACUUUUGCUGCAAUUGAUCUAAAGAGUUCAGAGUGACACUCAUAAGAUCUAAUAAGACAAGAUAAAGUCAAUUAAUGAAAAAACUUUAUUAUAAAACUAAAUUUCAUCCAAAAACUCCAACACAAACACAACUUUUAAUCCUUUUAAGGUAACCAACCAUUUGACUUUAGGUGAUUCAUAUGUUGUACCUUAAAAGUAAAAUUAGUUACCGCUUUUCUAGCUUCCUGCCGCUCCUGCUAAUUAACAAUAUUCAAUCGAAUAAAAAUUACAAGGAAAGUCCUCAGUGCAGGAUAAUCAAUAAUAGGAGCUUUUAGCUUAUCACAGUCAGGAACAGCUGAGCAAUCAUUAAGAAAAAGAGUAUAAUGCAGAAGAUUAUUUGAUUGAAAACUAGAAAAAAUACCAAUAAAUAGACUCAAAAGAAUAGAUUUAUAAGAACAAUACAAACAAUAUUAAUAACAACAACAACAACAAAUUUAAUAAAAAACGUAAGUAAAACGAGCAGUUCGAAGAUAAUUUUAUUAAAAUGAAUAACAAAGAUAUUACUAAAUCUCACAUAAAUGAUAAUCUUAGUGAAUAUGAAUAAAUGUAAAAGAUCUAAAUUCAAGGUACUUAGCCUAGGUUGCUGCAAACCUAUGUCUAAGCUAAAUCUGGUCAAUAAUAAUAGAUUCUUUAAUAAUAGUAGUAACACCAUUUCUAAAUGCCUACUUAAAAUAUAAAUUCUGUAAACUAGACGUAUUAACAAAUUUAGUAAUAAUAGCUCUAAAUUAAUACAUAGUAAACUUAAAUUCAUUAGAAUCAAAUUUAACUUAAUCAAAACAAUUAUUUACUUCAUUAAAAUGGGGCUAUCAAUUAAGAAGAAAGUAACUUCUUUAACUAGAAAGAAUAACUUAGCAACAACAACAACAACAAUAAUAAUACUAUAUAAGGUGGUAAUAAUACCUUAAGUAACGUAAACUACUAAGCCAACAAUUCUAAUUUUGCCUCUAAUUUUAAUGCAGUUUAAAUUUAAGGUUCAAUGAUUAAAGUCUAUCCUAAGAAGGCAACAACAUCGAAUCACAAUUUGAAUUCUUAGAGCAAUAACAGCAGUGGAAGUUACAGUCAUACUCACAGCCAGUCGAGUAAAAGCCAACAAGCAUUAAAUAAAAUCAAUCAAAGUAACUAAAUAAAUCAAAAUUAGAUUGAGAAUACUAACGAGCCAAUAUCUUUAAACUCUCAAAAUAAUUAGCUUUCUCACCAUGAGAUUGCUCAACCAGUACAAGAUAAUGUUGAGAAUUUUUUAAACUACUAUCCUAAUCAAUAGAAUCAGUAAAGUUAGUAGUAACAACAACAGUAAUAGAUGUCUAUUUCAUAAAUAAAUCAAGAAUAAUCUGCAUAAGUUUACCACAAUCAAAAUUUUUUAAUGAGCUGCAGCUCUAAUGAUACAUAAUAAAAGAUGGCCUCUGACGAUUAGAAUAUAGAUUUAUAUCUUCAUCAUGAUAAUUUUCAUGAAGCAACACAUUAAAAUAAUAGUUCUAAUAUGAUUGUACUCUCAAAUACAAGUUAAAUAAAUCAUCACAUAAUUCAUCACAGCAAGAGUAUGGGAACUCUUUAAAUAAAAUUGAAAAAAUAGAAUUUAAAAAGUGCUCAUUAGCAAGACAUUAAUUUGACUGAAAUGGACAAUCAUAAUUAAAACAGCAAUUUAGUUUAGAGCUAAGAUUCUGGCUUGAAGGACUCUGAUAUCGGGAUGAUUACACUCGAACAGCAUAAAAUUCUUAUGUCAAAAAGCUUGGGAGAUAGUGACAGGAAUGUUGGCAACAACCAAAGCUAAAAUACAUUUAUUACAGACAAUGAAAGAACUAAAAGCAGUAAUAACAACAGUAAUUUUUUAAGUAAUAGCACAACCUUGAAUAAUAUGCAAAGCACUGCUAAUACGGGUAAGUAGGAUCUAAAGAUAUGCAAGAAAGAAGAGGAAUAUAGUGAUUAUGAAAAUGAUGCUGAAGGAAGUGAGUCAGAAGAGUAGACUCCGUUGGCAAACCAAGAUUUUAAAUAUAAAAAUGAAUAAAUGGUUCAAGUAAACAACAAAUCGAGAGCUUUCGAUACGAGAAAUGUAAUCAAAAAUCUUCUGACUUUCUUAAAGAAAUAUUUGACUUCAUUAACAAUUCCUCAGAACUUGUUAGCAUGGCAAACAGCACAAGCAGAUUUCCGAGAAUAUAUAAAUAAUUACAAAGGCAAUGAUGUGAAGAGCUCUCGAUCUAUCAUCUAAAGCUAUCCUUUAGUCAAUUCAAUAAGUGAAAUUCAGAAUGACUAGCUGAAAUAAGAUUUAGAACUUAGAUUGUAAAGCUUUCCAUUAUUUCCUUUGAGCGAAUAAAUAAGAAGAAUAAAUUAUUUCAACAGCCUAGUGAGAAGAUAUUCAAUGACUUACUUAACUGUAAUAAUGCCCUAAAUAGUUUAAAAAAAUGGAAUGUUUAUCUAGAAAGACAGUAUAUAAAGAUUCUCCCAACUUUUUCUCUCUUACAUUAAAAAUCCUACUUCCUACUUAAGAAUUCAAUCUUGA